UAUUUUAUUUUGAAAAGAUGUACCGGAAGUACCAUAUGUUCAAGUCCUGAUAGCUGAUUACUCUGUAGAAGCAAUGCAGGAGAGCUGAGGCCGCCGGGGAUAAGUCCGCAUUCUAGGGAAUUCAGCCAGGCUGGUAUAAUGGCGAGACGCAGUUGGAUCAAACUCUCUAUGGAAAAAUUAAAUGUAUUUUUUUCGGACCACGCCAUUUGUGUUUGGAGUACUAAUACACUAUCAUCUUCCACACCCUCGGUCUCGGGACAUCGGUAGCUGAGUUCCUGGCGGCUUUGCUAACCCGCAGUCCUUCCUCUAAUCUCCUCAGCACAAUCACAGAGGACACUUAUUUAAAAAAUGGAUUUUAAGGUCUAGUCAAAUUUACGCGGAAUUGUACACAAUACAGUCACUGGUUUCUGACGGUGAAGUGAGAACUAGUUUAAUGUGCUAGUCCUCCAGGUUACAUCAUCUGGAUGUGGAUAGACCGCGGUUCCCUCAUCAUCCCUGCCCUGGACACACUGCUGCAGUGGCGGAAUGCUAACAACGAGGAAGCGGUGAUUGUCGGCGAUUGAAUUAUUAAGGUGCUUCAUUGACACUUUUUCUCUUUAUACUAAAUGUGAUGCCCGCCCCGAGGUUUCAGCGUGGAUGUGGCUGGCCGAGCCUGCCUCCAGUCCUGCGGAUGACACUGGCACCGGUACCGGAGGUUCAGAGCCAUUCACAGCGACGGCGCGGACACACCGUGGCCGGGUAGCGUCCACAGAAACCGCCGAGAGAGAGAGAGAGAGAGCAGCCCAGCGCCAUCACAGAUGGUUUCUCAUAAGGUUUUGGUGGCAAUAAUCUUACUGAACGUGUACAUUGGCGUACAGUCCGUGUUUUACUUAUUCGGUGGCGUCAUUUUGAGCGUCCUGUUUAUUAUGGCAUUUUUAAAUGGACCCAGGCUUCUGGACUGGGCCAGUUCCCCUCCACAUCUUCAGUUCAACAAAUACGUCCUGACCGGGUACCGACCCAUCUCCUCUGUGCAGGACUGCAUCAGGAGUCUGUUCUACCUGCACAACGAGCUGGGGAACAUCUACACUCACGGUAUUCCUUUGGUCUGCUUCCUGGUGCUGCUUCCUCUCAACAUCCCCUGGUCUCAGAUCAGUGUCACGUGGUUGGGCGUGGUUCACUUCCUGGCCUGCCUCUCUCCACAGCUGGGCUCCGUGCUUUAUCACCUCUUCAUGAACCACGAGGGAGGCGAGCCCGUCUACCACACUCUCCUCAAGCUCGACGUGUGUGGAAUCUGCAUGAUCAACACGCUGGGUGCUCUGCCUAUCGUCUACGUCACCCUGCUGUGUUACCCUUUCGUCCGCACCGUGGCCCUGCUUGUCUACAUCCUGCUCUCCAGCCACGCCAUCUACUGCGCCGUAACGGCUCGGAGUAGUGUUCGCCGAAUGCGCUCCUUCGCCUGGCAGGCUCUUUUCCGCUUCUCUUUCUUCCUGCUGCGCUGGGUGGGCGUAGGCGGCGGCAGCCCCACCUCCCUGCGAUACUUCCUCACCAUGGACGCGCUGGCAGUGCUGGGUGGGCUCAUCAACAUCACGCGUAUCCCUGAACGUUUCCGUCCAGGUCUCUUUGACUACUGGUGUAACAGCCACCAGAUCAUGCAUGUUCUGGUGGUGGGCUCCAUCCUGUCUCUGCAUUGGGGCGUGCUGGACGACCUGCUGUGGAUCAACAGCCACGACUGUCCCUCAGACUGACCCCCACAGCUGCCCCUGCCCCUGUGUUAGCACCACUGGGCUGUAAGUUUAACAGACGUUUGGGUAAAGGUGCUGUUUGGAGGGGGAAUUGGAAGAGGAGGGGGAAACUGAAAGGGAGGUGAUAUGGGGGGGGGGAUAUUGUCUGUGCAUGUGUUCCUCUCCUUAAAAUGUCCGUAUCUUCAUUGUGCUAAAUACCGGCCAAGGUAUGUUCAGUCACUCACACAAGCCUUCAGACAUUCUCACCCUCAACUGGAACGUCCCCCAUCUGGUGCACAUACCCCUUUUAUUUACCCCGCAUAUGGUAUCAAAUCAUAGGUAGUCGGCUUCUGUUUGUAAGAUCUGGGCCAUGAGCUUAACGCACAUCGACUAAUGUAGACUAUAAAGUAGAACUGGCCCCAGUAUAGGCCAUUUUAGGUGAUAGCUAGACAGCAAUGUUGCCAAGGAGCCCAAGAAGGCGUUUUCUUUCUGAGCUGUUUUUAUGUCCGCAUUCUCUCUGAGAAAUGUUUCCGUCUUAUAGAACCUGGAGCACUCGGUAUAAGCGUUCUUUACUGAGGGACUGAAUGGAUCCUGCUCUGCGUGGCUGCGUUUGUUUUCAUCACACAGAGAGCCUGAUAAAGAAUAUGCAAUUUAGUUUUUUGGCAGAAGUUCUCACUCAUUCCCACUAUGAUCUGUCUAAUUAUACAACAGACAAUUGUUAUAUAGUUCACCCCAUGUAGACACCCUUUCAAAAAAAUGCAGGGCAUUUUCUCGUCCUCAAAAGUCUGGCGGUAUUAAAUAGUCCAGUUUGUAUGUGACUUGUUCUCUGGCUUUAAUGGUUCCUGUGUUUCCCAGUAUCUUUAUUACUUUGGAACCAAAGUAUUUCCAUUUAGUCCCUUAUUGCUCUCAUGGAAAUACACAUGUAGUCAUUUCCCUGUACCCAAAUUAGUGCAGUUAGUGUAGGGUUCACAUGGAACCGAGAAACAAACCCGUACGAUCCCUUCUUUAUAGUCCAACAUUCGAUGGUGGAAACACUUUAUAUGACACAAAUAUGAAGGCUCGGGUGAAAUGUCAGAUUGAACCUGUGCAGUUACACAUCACACACACACUUACACCGACACUGAAGGCUUUGAAGGUGUCACUGUUGCACUCAGUGCAGCACCUUCAUCUUUGACACUCACACAACACCGUGUGUUUUUUUCACACCACUUGCUCCCAGAGAGAUUUCACUCUUUCUGUUUUGAUUUUUUUCCUUUGUGUCUGUGCUGCUGUCACUCUCUGCCAGUGUGUGCGUUCGUCUGAUUGUCCUCAGCGUCAUAUGGUGACGAGGUGACGGAGGUUCAUUCCUGAUGUCGGCUGUGACCUCACUGUCUUUCUUGGCUGCAGCCAACAUUAGAAUAAGUCCAGUGGUUUUAAACUUAUUUUGCUGAUCCAACUCUUUAACUUUAGUAAAGAAAUAACCACUAGUUCAUAUUGGCUACAACAUUCUGUAGCAAUACUGUUUGCUUGUUUGUUUACAUGUAUUUAGAUUUUUUUUAAAAACAUUUACUGUAAGGUAUAUUUUAACUACUAAUUCCUGAUAUUUAUUUACUUUUAUUUUAAUGCACAUUUUUACACGCUGCAGACAGGCCUUACAAGAACACUGUUAUUUUUUAAAAUUGACAUUGCUCCAUGUGUACAGUAAAGCUGAAUAGACAUGUGGUAAAAAAACUGCACUGAUAUUGUGUGGAUGACACUUGACAGUUACUAAUGUUUAUGCUGCAACUACUCCAGGAAAAAAUAUCCAUAAGAUGUUGUGGUUAAACUAUUCUAUUUAUUAGGAUCUGUGUUUAGUGAACAGUGUGUGUUUGUAGGCUGCUAAAAAUGCUACUGA
This is a messenger RNA of Cynoglossus semilaevis (tongue sole), 3573 nucleotides long. RefSeq names its product progestin and adipoQ receptor family member IVa (gene paqr4a). NCBI's taxonomy places the organism in Eukaryota, Metazoa, Chordata, Actinopteri, Pleuronectiformes, Cynoglossidae. The coding region runs from base 798 to 1724 and encodes 308 amino acids. Gene Ontology annotation, molecular function: signaling receptor activity. Gene Ontology annotation, cellular component: membrane. The record is from RefSeq and is a predicted model, not a curated record. The transcript is spliced from 3 exons.